AUGAAAAGUCUUAUCGCAAUUGUUGUUCUUGCUCUCAUAUCACAGACAUUUGCGUCAUCAGUUCCUGAAAUCAAAGAGGAUGGAAAUAUUCGUGUUGAUGAUUUUUAUGACGAGAUAAUGUACAAAUUUCAACGUUUUAACGGUUUCUAUGCUGAAAUGAACUAUCAAAUGAGAAGGUAUCGCCUUAGUCAUGUAACAUUGGUUGAAACAAUUUACAUUCAGAUGAUGGAACUUUUCGGUCAACAUUUAGAUUUUAUUAGAAGAGCAUCCGUUGAACUUGACGAAGCUCUUGAAAUAAGAGAAAAUGAACUUGGUGGUAUAACUGAAUGUUUACAAGGUGUCGUAAAUAGAAGAGAUCGUCUUUCUGAGGAUAUUACUCGUGAUGUUCGUGUCUGUUCACUUCGUGCAAAUAAUACAAUGCAAGCACAAAUGCGUGAUGUAUUUUAUCCAACGUUCGCUGAUAUUCAAUCAGAAGUGCUUUUUAUUAAUUUGAUUGUAAUGGAUGCUUUAUCAAGAGGAAAUGUGAUGGAUGAUGAGGAUGAGAUUAUUGAAUAUUUGAAUGGUCAAUAUCAAGUUUAUACAACUCAAUGGCCUGGAGCUGUAACACAACUCCUAAAAUGGGAACAAACAAGAUUUACAGUCGAAGGAGAGUUUCUUGUUGAAGAAAUGGAUAUGUGUUUAAGAAAUCCUGUAUUAGAAUACAUGCGACAAGCUGCAAGUCUUGAGUAUGAAGCACACAUGUGUUAA
Molecule: messenger RNA, 747 nt
Organism: Chironomus riparius
Lineage: Eukaryota; Metazoa; Arthropoda; Insecta; Diptera; Chironomidae
Source: the annotation of a GenBank genome assembly